Fragaria vesca subsp. vesca is the source of this 996-nucleotide messenger RNA. RefSeq lists its product as uncharacterized. Bases 1 to 996 code for a protein of 331 amino acids. Lineage: Eukaryota; Viridiplantae; Streptophyta; Magnoliopsida; Rosales; Rosaceae. The transcript has a single exon. The record is from RefSeq and is a predicted model, not a curated record.
AUGCAAGACCACAUUGGCAUCCCUGCUUGCUUUUCUUCAGCUGAGAAGCUCAGUGAUGAUGCCUCAGCUGUGACCAGGUCAGGCCACAGUGUCUACAUGUCAGUCUACAGAGCCAAGCUUGCUGGCCAGAGCCGCUUGAUCACAAUCACAUGGUGCAAAAACCUUCUCCUUCAUGGCCUCUCAGUCUCUGUGGAGGGCCCUGAUGGAGAGAACCACCAUUCCUGCAAAGUUGAGCUCAAGCCAUGGUACUUCUGGAGAAAACAAGGCUCGAAGCGCUUUGCGGUCAAUGGGAAACAAGUUGACAUUUUCUGGGAUCUUAAGGCUGCAAAGUUCAAUGGUGGAACUGAGCCGAAGUCCGAGUAUUAUGUUGCAGUUGUCUGUGAGGAAGAGGUUGUGUUACUACUUGGUGAUCUUAAGAAAGAUGCAUAUAAGAAGACAGGGUUUAGGCCUGCUUUGAUUGAUCCCGUUUUGGUUUCUAAAAAAGAACACAUCUUUGGCAAGAAAAAGUUUACCACAAAGGCCAAGUUUUAUGAGAAGGGCAGGCUUCAUGAAAUCUCUAUUGAGUGCAAGAAUAGAGCCGCAAAUUUGGGCAAUGCUGGCAGUUCUGCAAAUGGGGUUGAGCCAGAGUUGGAGAUUAGAGUAGAUGGACAUUUGGUGGUUCAUGUCAAACACCUUCAGUGGAAGUUCAGAGGUAAUGAAUCUAUUCAUAUCAAUAAGUUGAGAAUAGAGGUGUAUUGGGAUGUGCAUGAUUGGUUGUUUAGUCCUGGUUUAAGGCAUGCAUUGUUCAUUUUCAAGCCAAUUUUGCCUUCCACAUCUCUAUCACCAUUGUCUAGAUCAUCUUCUUCGUCGCCGCCUUCAUCUUCCUUGUCAUCAACACUAUCUUCUCACAUGUCAUCAACACUAUCUUCCCAAACAAGUUGUGGUUCACUAGAAGGGCUUAAUGCAAGUGGCUCUUCUGAGUUUUGCUUGUUUCUUUAUGCUUGGAAGGUUGAAUGA